Molecule: messenger RNA, 1059 nt
Organism: Pteronotus mesoamericanus
Lineage: Eukaryota; Metazoa; Chordata; Mammalia; Chiroptera; Mormoopidae
Gene: GPR139
Product: G protein-coupled receptor 139
Exons: 2
Coding region: 1-1059 (352 amino acids)
Biological process (GO): phospholipase C-activating G protein-coupled receptor signaling pathway
Cellular component (GO): plasma membrane
Molecular function (GO): neuropeptide receptor activity
Source: RefSeq, a predicted model, not a curated record
AUGGAGCACACGCACGCCCACUUUGCAGCCAACAGCUCUUUGUCCUGGUCCCCCAGCUUGGCCUGCAGCUUGGGCAUCGUGCCUGUGGUCUACUACAGCCUCUUGCUGUGCCUUGGUUUACCAGCAAAUAUCCUGACAGUGAUCAUCCUCUCUCAGCUGGUGGCUAGGAGGCAGAAGUCCUCCUACAACUAUCUCUUGGCACUUGCUGUGGCUGACAUCUUGGUCCUCUUUUUCAUUGUUUUCGUGGACUUUUUGUUGGAAGAUUUCAUCUUGAACAUGCAAAUGCCUCAGAUGCCCAAUAAGAUCAUAGAAGUGCUGGAAUUCUCCUCCAUCCACACCUCCACCUGGAUUACUGUGCCAUUAACCAUUGAUCGGUAUAUCGCAGUCUGCCACCCGCUCAAGUACCACGCGGUCUCCUACCCAGCCCGCACCCAGAAAGUCAUUGUCAGUGUUUACAUCACCUGCUUCCUGACCAGUAUCCCCUACUAUUGGUGGCCUAACAUUUGGACUGAAGACUAUACUAGCACUUCUGCGCAUCAUGUUCUCAUCUGGAUUCACUGCUUGACUGUGUACCUGGUACCCUGCUCCAUCUUCUUCAUCUUGAACUCAGUCAUUGUGUAUAAGCUCAGGAGGAAGAGUGACUUUCACCUCCGUGGCUACUCCACAGGGAAAACCACUGCCAUCUUGUUCACCAUUACCUCCAUUUUUGCCACACUCUGGGCCCCUCGCAUUGUCAUGAUUCUCUACCACCUUUAUGGGGCUCCCAUUGAGAACCGCUGGCUGGUGCACAUCAUGUCAGAUGUUGCCAACAUGCUGGCUCUGCUGAACACCACCAUCAACUUCUUCCUCUACUGCUUCAUCAGCAAGCGUUUCCGCACCAUGGCAGCUGCCACACUCAAGGCCUUCUUCAGGUGCCAGAAGCAACCUGUGCAGUUCUACAUCAACAAUAACUUUUCCAUAACAAGUAGCCCCUGGAUCUCACCAGCCAACUCACACUGCAUCAAGAUGUUGGUGCACCAGUAUGACAGAAAUGGGAAAUCUAUAAAAGUAUCCCCAUGA